AUGGAGGAUCCAAGUGAUUCACAUCCAGAAGAAAUUCCUGGAGUUAGAGAAAACCUGGAAAACAACGACGUGGCUGCAGCAGCUGCAAGGAUUCACGAAUAUUUAGAAAGAGAAAAUAAUAUUCCACUAAAUAUCGCCAUCACAGGGGUAGCUGGUUCUGGUAAAUCCACCUUUGUUAACGCCUUCAGAGGGCUGUCCAAUGAUGAUGAGGGAGCUGCUCCUACUGGUGUUCGAGAAACCACCUCAGAGGUCACACCGUACCCCCAUCCAAACAAUCCCAAUGUUAUGUUAUGGGAUCUUCCUGGGAUCGGCACCACCAAGUUUCCAGCUAAGAAGUACCUGAAGCUUGUUGGAUUUGAGAAGUUUGACUUCUUCAUCAUCAUCUCAGCCACUCGCUUCACAGAAAAUGACGUGAAACUUGCUCAGGAGAUUCAGAAGAUGAAGAAAAAGUUCUACUUUGUUCGCUCAAAGAUCGACAACGAUAUACAAGCUGAGAGAAGAAGGAGAGACUUCAAUGAAGAGGAGACUCUGACAGAGAUCAGAGACGACUGUGUUCACAGACUCAGAGGAUUAGGCAUCAAGUCUCCGCAGGUCUUCCUGGUGUCCAGCUUUGAGCUCCACCUGUAUGACUUCAAUCUCUUGCAGCAGAACUUAGACAGAGACCUUCCUAAAAACAAGAGGGACACUCUGCUGUUUGUCAUGCCCAACAUCAACCCAGAGAUCAUCAUCAAGAAGAAAAAAGCUUUUCAGUCCAAAAUAAAAUAUUACGCUCUUGGAUCUGCAGCUGGAGCAGCUGUUCCACUUCCUGGUCUUUCUAUUGCUGUUGACCUUGCUUUGCUGGUUGGUGCUGUCACACAUUAUGUUUUUGCGUUUGGUCUCGAUGUCCCGUCUCUGAAGAGACUUUCUGCCAAAACAGGUGUGCCCUACACUGCUCUGCGUGCUGUCAUCAUUUCACCACUGGCUGCAGCAGAAAUAACUAAAGAGCUCCUCUUUAAGGUCAUGACCCACGUUAGUUCUUUCGCUACAUUAAUUGUAGCAGAGGAAGCAUCCAGAUUCAUUCCGUUUAUUGGAAUCCCAGCAGCAAUGGUUCUCUCUUUCACCACAACCUACAAAUUCCUGAAUGUUAUCCUCAGUGAGCUCGCUGAAGAUGCUGAGAAGGUGUUUGAAAAGGCUCUGGGUCAGUAA
Messenger RNA from Neolamprologus brichardi, 1185 nucleotides. Lineage: Eukaryota; Metazoa; Chordata; Actinopteri; Cichliformes; Cichlidae. The record is from RefSeq and is a predicted model, not a curated record.